AUGAGUAGUGACAAGCCGUGCCAGCCAAAGAUACCACCACCGUGUCAACGUAAAUGUAACGUCCAAGCAGAAGAAGCAGAAGAAGAAGACAAGAAAGAAGAGCCUGUAAAGUGUGUUGAGAUGUGGCAUCCUGGUUUUGAUGCUCGUUUUUCAAACCAGAAUCAAACCAGGAGAUGCUGGGCAAACUACAUCGACUACAUUCGGUGCACAAACAAGUUUGGUGAAGAUCAUGAACCGUGUGAAUAUUUCAAGAAGGCCUACCAGUAUCUGUGUCCAUCAGUUUGGUAUAACGCCUGGGAUGAACAGAGGGAAAAUGGCACCUUCCCAAUGCCACCUUGGGUUUGA
Molecule: messenger RNA, 345 nt
Organism: Candidula unifasciata
Lineage: Eukaryota; Metazoa; Mollusca; Gastropoda; Stylommatophora; Geomitridae
Source: the annotation of a GenBank genome assembly